CUUGAAGCUGUUGAGUUUAUGCAACGGUCUCGCUGCACAACUGUACUGUUGUGAAACUGAGCAUUUGUGACAGGUCACAUGUUAGCGGAUGAGCUGCUGACUCCACAUUUUCAAUGGAAACACACUGAAAGGUCUGUGUGGAAUCUUAGAAAUUUCCCAUCAUGCAGUUGGAGGCUCAGCUGCGACUAUGUCAGAGUUGUCUUUGGUGCUGCAAGAGCGGACUGCGUCUGCUCUCUCAGAGCUCUGCACACAGAAAAGCUGUGAACUACUAUGAUCUUCUGGGAGUGAAAUCUGAUGCCACCUUGGAGGAAAUUAAAAAAGCAUUUUUUGACAAAUCUAGGAAGCUGCACCCAGAUAGCGACCCAUCAAACCCAGCGCUGCACGGCCAGUUUGUGGAGCUGAACAAGGCCUACCGUGUGCUGAGCAAAGAGCCAAGUAGGAAAGAGUACGACUUCAAAAUCAGACAUCGAUACAGUGGGGGCCAGACCUUCAGAUCUUCCUCCAGUCACACCACCUACAGAGCCAGUGCCAACAACCAGGACAACAAUUAUUAUUGGGAGCAGUUUCAUCAGUCUCAUACUGCUCAGAUGACGCCAGAGGAGAGGCAGAAGAAGAGGAGGAGGAACUUCCGCCUGGUGGGCUACUGUGUCUUAACCAUGGUGCUCAGCAUAGGAGCCCACAUAGUCUUCUUCAGUAAAUUGGAAGACAUUCACACUAACUUCAUGGACGAGAAAGAUAGAAUCAUCACAGAAAUCUAUAAUGACUCCAAAGAGAGAGCCAAGAUCAACGGUUUUAAGAAACAGACAGAAAUCCUCCGGCACAAACAUGCGGAGUUCCUGGAGAAAUACAAAAACCAGAACAAUGGAGAGGACAAGUAGGAGUCUCCAACUGUGCUCUAUGAUGAGGGAGUUUGAACUGUCAGCAGGUGGAAGGUGGCAGAGUGAAUGUGGUAUGAGUUUUAGGAUUUAAAGGUUUUUCUGGCGUAUUUAAACAUGACAAAGAACCACAGUUUGUCUUCAGAUGUGAUACUGAGAAGCUGAAGGUAGACGAGAGCGUGGGUGUGAUGUAGGAGGAUUUCAUUUGGUCACAGAGGUGUGAACGCCUGACCAGGCUGAGCUAUAUAUCAGCUUGGACUGAACCAUUUGUAGUUAAUAGCAUCGAUUGUACUGUUGGAAGAAUGUUCUCAGACCUUGUCCUCUGUUUGUCCAAUGGAGCCACAAUGAACACUAUCAAAUUACCUCUAAUGAACUCACAGGACCAUGUUAUUUAUUGUUCUCAGCCUCAUGUCUGUGUUAGUGGUACACAGCAUGCAGGGCUCACAGAUAACAGUGACUAAUGGCACAUGACGGCAAACAUGUGUAAUUGAUUGUAACACCAAUACAUUUCUUGGUGCUAAAAGAAACUGAUACUGAUUAAAAUCAUGUCUUGGGUUGCGCACAAGAGGACACAGUUUAAUGUUCUCCUGGGUUUUAUGAGCCUCACUGGUUUAGGGGGACAGUUGCGAAGGGUGCUUUAUAACACAUGCAAAGUAUUUUAAGCAUUCAUCUUCUUCCAGGUUAUGUGACGGAAAUAUGAAAAGCUACUUGGCCUGAAUUUUGGGACAUUGCUGCUCAGCUCCUCAUGAUAAAAGUACGCAUGUGAUUGAGACAAAAAUUAUAAUUGAUCAAUAUUAUGACUUGAAGAGCGACACUGCGUCAUUCAAUUGUAGACAAAUAAUAUUAAUAAUAGUACUGAGAUUAUGAAAAUGUACAAAUUGAAUGAAAGUUAUUUCAACCUCCAUAGCCAACAUUUACCAUUUGGCCUUUUAGUUUUUAGAUAUUAGAGUGUGUUAUUUUCCUGUUCUUGACUGCCUUGUCUGUUCCCUGGGGGGAUGUCAGUGAAAUGAUUAAAAGAUCAACUUUUUCUCAUCA
Messenger RNA from Seriola dumerili (greater amberjack), 1910 nucleotides. It is a transcript of the gene dnajc4, whose product is annotated as DnaJ heat shock protein family (Hsp40) member C4. The transcript is spliced from 8 exons. The record is from RefSeq and is a predicted model, not a curated record. NCBI's taxonomy places the organism in Eukaryota, Metazoa, Chordata, Actinopteri, Carangiformes, Carangidae. Bases 162 to 878 code for a protein of 238 amino acids.